Messenger RNA from Stegostoma tigrinum, 1317 nucleotides. RefSeq names its product nucleoporin 37 (gene nup37). Gene Ontology annotation, cellular component: nuclear pore outer ring. The record is from RefSeq and is a predicted model, not a curated record. Bases 107 to 997 code for a protein of 296 amino acids. NCBI's taxonomy places the organism in Eukaryota, Metazoa, Chordata, Chondrichthyes, Orectolobiformes, Stegostomatidae. Gene Ontology annotation, molecular function: protein binding. The transcript has 9 exons.
GUUGUGUCUGAACGUUCCAUUGAGGGUUUUCCUGGCGAGUCUGAGCUUUCCAUCGGGGAUUCCCUCCAAUCUCCCCGGGUUCCGGGACUGGAAAGCGGAGACGACGAUGAUGGUGAACGAGGCGGCAUCGCGGGGCGCCACGCACACGGUGCCAACCGACGAGACAGUGCACGUGGUGGAGUUUAACCCUUUCGAGGACUGCGGCACUGGCAGCCUGGUCGCCUACGGAGGCGACAACUACAUCGUGGUGGGGAGCUGCCGCUUUCAGGAAGAAGAUGCGGAAAUUAAAGGUAUGGAAUUCAAGACACUUCAGACAUUUCAUCGAGGAAUACGGGUGGAUUCUAUUGCGUGGAGCCCAGAAACUAAGAUGGACACACUGACACAACUGAUCCAGUUUUGCACAGCAGAUGCAGACAGAAACUUGAGGCUGCUAACAUCUGAUCUCAAGGAAAACACCAGGUGGCAGGUAAUAGAAGGUCAUACUGAUUACAUCAACGAUCUAGUAUUUGACCCCAACACUGGGAAACAGAUCGCAAGUGUUAGUGAUGAUCACACAUGUCGUAUCUGGGACCUUGAUGGAAACCAAAAGACAUCGUUUCUCCUUCACUCUCCAGGAAUGAGCUUGUGUUGGCAUCCUGAGGAGAUGUACAAGCUGAUGGUGGCACAAAAGAAUGGGAUCAUUCGUUUUUAUGACCUGGUCACUCUGCAGGCCAUCCUGUCUCUGGACUGUGGGCAGAUGCCAUUGAUGUCAGCAGACUGGUGUUUGGGCAACACCAUCAAAGUUGGUGCGGUUGCGGGGAAUGAUUGGUUGAUCUGGGAUAUCACUCGCUCCAGUUACCCUCAAGAGAAGAGACCAUCACACUUGGAUGGAGCGCGACAGUUCCGAUGGUCAAAAGCCAAUGAGAAUCUUUUUGCGACGACUGGCUACCCAGGCAAGAUGAACAGCCAAUUACUCGUCCAUCAUUUGGGUCAUCCCCAGGUGAUAACUGACAAAUAAAUAUGAGCAAAGACAUUGAGGAUAAACACCCUCCCACAUCCUUGAAAUAGCAUCAUGGGAUCUUUUAUAUUCACAAUCGAGAACAGAUGUGAUGUACACAUACUCUACAGGGCGUUCCAAAAUAUUUAAGGUAAUGAAUUUUUUUUGUCACAAAGGGUAUUCACAGUUGUGGACAAACUCAGCUGUCUUAUCAGCAAGUUCUUGCAAAUAGCAAAUGGGAUGGUUAGCUAUGGGCAGAGAAGUAAAUGUUGGCAAGGAGAGCACCUCCACUUCUCUGAGUCUGAAUUAAGCAUAGUAGCUGAGGCAGGCUGACCAUGGCA